CAAAUAGCAGAUCCCGUCAGAAAUUACUUAUAAUUUUGAGUCGUUUUGUCACAUCUCGUUCGUCGAUUUUUUUAUUUCCAGGCUAAUAUUUCUCAAUUUUGGAGAAAACAUUUUUUAAUAAAACUUUAACGGAUUACAGCAAUAUUUCCGUUUAAAAUAUAGUUUCAAAGCCGGCCCUUUUAAACUGAAUAAAAUUGCUAAGUCGGAACUUUGCCACCAAAAAAAAAUUUUCUUUCCCAGUAGCUGAUGCAAUUUUUUCUCCCGGUGAAAAUUAAGAUCCGUCCAGUUUCGCGUCUUAUCCGUGUGUUUUGAUUGAAAAGGCAUAGUAGUGGAAAGCUCGAAAUUCGUCAAUCUGACGUUUUAAAAAUUUUCUUUAUACUAAGAAAUCGUGUCUUUUUCCACCGUUGAGGAUACUCACGUUGAGGAUAAACCGAGGACGUUUAUACUUCUCGGCGUGAGUUGAGUUUUAAAAACUGACGAGGAUUCGACUGAGGAAGAUUUUUCUGUGCGUAUUGCCUGCGUUGAAGUCUAACGAGAAAUGUUAUGCGAUGAUUGACUGAGAGUUGAUGAUCCAAAUAGCACUAGCUCCUGUCGUUGGUUACUAGCUGUCUAGGGACUUUCUUUAUCCUUCUUUGGACAGGCUGCAGAACUCGACCCUGAGCAGAUGCGUCUCCUUUGAUUAAGAAAAUAAAUGCAAAGUCUCCUUUAUCUGACACUGAAUACAUUUUGGCAUUAAUAUCUGUUAUAAAAACAAGCUUUUAUGGAUUGGAAAGGCAUCGAGGUCACGCAUAACAAAUAACGUGCAGUAGCAUGUACAUGGAUAUAUUUUAUAAAGAAGUAAGGUGUUUGAUGAAAAGAUCUUUGCAUAUUUGUUGACACUUCUGAAAAUUCACACAUUUUGCUAGCCAUGGAGGACACUUUUCCUAGGGUGGGCAUGUCAUCUUUUGAAAAUGAAGAGUACUCGUCUAGAUCUUAUAUAGAAAUGCCUCAGACUGGUGAGGUAAACUACAUUUCAACAAUAAUCGGGGUCAGGGGGAAUCCCAUUUACAAGGGCAAAGGCAUUUGGAUUGCAAAACCAGAGAAAACUUCGUUCACGACAGUGAAAGUCGAUAAAGACGACAUCAGGGCCAAAAGGCACUAUGUUAAGACUUUAUUUAAAGAUGGAAGAGAGGUGAAGAUUUGGGAGUGUGGUCUUUGUGGAAAAGAAUUCAGAUUUCAGUAUACACUUGUUCGCCACAUACCGACUCACACAGAUGUCAGGAACUAUCAGUGUGAUAUUUGCCCCAAGGCUUUUCGCCAGCUGAGUACUUUAGCACAGCACAAAGCGACCCACUUAAACAUGCGACCUUUCCUGUGUGACUUCUGCAAAAAAUCAUUUAAUCGUAUAUCUACCCUCAUUUCACACAAGAAGAUCCAUUAUGACGAGAAACGUCAUAUCUGCCCAUUCUGCGGGAAAGGAUUUCACCAAAAGGGUAACCUCAGGAACCACAUGUACACACAUACAAAUGAAAGGCCUUAUAAGUGUGAAGUUUGUAAUAAAGGUUUUAACCAAAAAUCCAAUCUUGUUUGCCAUAAAAUAUCAACUCAUUCAAAGAAGAUCCUUUAUCAAUGUGAAAUUUGCAAUUUGAGCUUUGCCAAACAAAAUUUAUACAUUAGUCAUAUGGAAUCAGCUCAUAAUAUAAUUGUUAAGUUUUCUAGAAGGUCUCCAAGUUCAGAAAGUACACCAAGCAGUAACAUAAAAGAAACACAGUGUACUUUAGUGGAUGAGUCUAACAAUGUCAUAUACCACCUUCCUAUAUCCCAAGAGAUCAAAAACCCAAGCAUGCCUCCUAAGACUGAUAUUCCUACUAAUGCCAUUAACCAAUUCCAAGAAAAUAAUCAAGAAAAUGAGAUUCUGACAAUAAUAAAGCACAAUGCUACAGAGGCUAUGAACCAGCUUAAUGAAAUUGGGCAAGUCCCUUUUGUUCUGUUCUACCAAGCAGGUGAAUCUCAGCCAAAGAUCUGUAAAGCGAUAGUCAACAACAACGAAUAUGCCCUUGUCCAUCCUUCCAACAGUGAUAUCUCUAAAUAUUUUAUUCAGAAUGCUAACAAUUCUCUGUCGCAUAAGUUCCCAAUUGUAUCUACAGUGAUUCAGAAGAAAGACUCAACAGGAAAAGUUCAAACUCUUGUCCUUCCGGCUGGGCUCAACCCACAAGUGGUCGAAAGUUUCGAAGGUGCAAACGGUGCAAAUGUUUUUGAUUAUUAUCAAGCGCUCAAUUUUGCCAAACCAGAUCUUAUCAAUGAGGUUAAAAAAGAAAUAGACUUUGAAGUGUAUGAUAAUGUUGCACAAAACAAAAACGGAAGAACUGCAGUUGUUUUUACUAAAACACAGCCAAGUGUGCGCCAGGCCAGAGGAAGGAUUUUGUUUGAAAGUAUUGGCUCGAAGGCGAAUCUGGCCCAGCCAGAAAACGCAAUGGCCCCCGAGGUUGUUCCACCGCUUGACGCUUACAAUAACAACAGUGAGAAUCCGAUAGAAUUCCUCUACAUCCCCGGUGAGUCGACGCGGCCUGAAAAGGAGGAUCUCUUUGAAAAAGCAAACUGGCCUGAGAACAAGGUAGAGCCGAUCAUCUUCCUGCCAAACCAGGAGCUGAACACCAAGAAAGAUUUCAAUCUUGUGAACCACGAUGAACAGUCUUCUUGUACUGUUUUGAACAGCUUUGGCAUGGCUCCUCUCAACAGCCAAGAAGACAAACCAGUUUCAGUUGAAGUCGAAAUACAAAAUGAACAGCAGGUCACCUCUAUCAAAAGUGAAAUUGAAACUCAAGAGAAUCAAGAUACCUGUAGUGACAUAGAACCUACACUUUUCAGCAACUUAGAAGCCUUGAAAGAGCCUUUCUCAAAAUACAACAUUGAUUUUGACGGCGAUACCUUUGAUCUGUUUGAAGAUUGCUCAUUUGCUGACGGCCUAUUGGAUACUGUAAAUAAUACCACUGAAGAAAACAAGUGUUUCAACUCCCUCAUAACUGACGCCGAUUUGUCGAUAAAGCAAGAACCAAAUAUGUAUUUUAAUCAAAUGUAGUUGGACGUAUUAGCUUUGCCAUGCCUCACCAAGCUUUGCCGUUAAUUUGUUCCUUGAACUAUAUUAUAUUUUCACUGAAAGAAGAUUCACAAUAAAUUGUAGUUGUACACAAGUUUUUACUGUAAACACACUAAAGUCUUUUUAAACUAAUUUUGUCAAUCUGUGUAUAUUAAAUCGUUUCACCACUGA
Molecule: messenger RNA, 3247 nt
Organism: Cimex lectularius (bed bug)
Lineage: Eukaryota; Metazoa; Arthropoda; Insecta; Hemiptera; Cimicidae
Product: zinc finger protein 281-like
Exons: 18
Coding region: 908-3058 (716 amino acids)
Biological process (GO): regulation of transcription by RNA polymerase II
Cellular component (GO): nucleus
Molecular function (GO): RNA polymerase II cis-regulatory region sequence-specific DNA binding; DNA-binding transcription factor activity, RNA polymerase II-specific
Source: RefSeq, a predicted model, not a curated record